This is a messenger RNA of Oldenlandia corymbosa var. corymbosa, 1653 nucleotides long. NCBI's taxonomy places the organism in Eukaryota, Viridiplantae, Streptophyta, Magnoliopsida, Gentianales, Rubiaceae. The record is from the annotation of a GenBank genome assembly.
AUGAAGACGAUGUUUUGGACGGCUUUGAAAAGGCCUAGAAGAAUCGUAUGCAUUCCGGGAAAAAUGGUACAUUUUGAGUGCAUUUUGGAAGUCAUCGAUAAGUUCUUUACGUACCGCCUUAAAUUAGGGUUAAUAUUUGGGGUAGGAGUUGGAGAUGCCUUCAAGGUGCCCUUCAGAGUCAAGGAUGUUCUUCCGGUGCUUCCACGUCAAAUUUCAUGGCCGGUCAUGAACAAUCUCCACAGUGCCGUGGAUUUGUUGCCGUCCUAUAUUGGGUCCCUCACUCCCCACAACGGCUCAAUUGACUGGAAAGGGGCUUGCUUCUUGGAUAAUUCGGGUCGGGUUGAGCUAACUGCUGCUGGGGAUCGCGGUAUCGGUGGAGCCGUUAUUUAUCUCUCGACUAGUGCAGCUCACAGCUGGACAUGUAUGGACCUCUAUGUGUUUGCCACACCUUACCGGGUUACAUGGGAUUACUACUUUUCAGCACGGGACCAUACCUUGAGGAUAGAAUCAUGGGAGGAGCCUGCUGAAGAAGAAUAUGUAAGGCAGCAUGGGAUUUCUGUGUUUCUCAUGCCUUCAGGAAUGCUUGGAACAUUGCUCUCAAUGGUUGAUGUGUUGCCUCUUUUCUCUAACACGGCAUGGGGUCAGAAAGCGAACCUAGAAUUUCUUAAGAAACACAUGGGUGCAACAUUUGAGACACGUCCGCAGCCGUGGAUUACAACAAUAAAUCCAGUUGAUGUUCAUUCCGGUGACUUUUUAGCUUUGUCAAAGAUUCGUGGUCGAUGGGGCGGAUUUGAAACACUUGAGAAGUGGGUCACAGGUGCUUUUGCUGGCCAUACAGCUGUUUGUUUAAAAGAUGAACUGGGUGAUCUUUGGGUUGCAGAGUCAGGAUAUGAGAAUGAAAAGGGUGAAGAAAUUAUUGCUGUUGUCCCAUGGGAUGAAUGGUGGGAAUCGGCUCUUAAGGAUGAGUCUAAUCCUCAAAUAGCAUUGCUACCCUUGCAUCCAGAUAUUCGUGCCAGAUUCAAUUCUUCUGCUGCAUGGGAUUAUGUACAAAGAAUGUCUGGGAAGCCAUAUGGGUAUCACAACAUGAUUUUUAGUUGGAUUGAUACUGUGACUGACAACUUCCCUCCACCACUUGAUGCUCACUUGGUUAUUUCUCUAAUGUCUAUGUGGACUAGAGUGCAGCCAUCUUAUGCAGCAAACAUGUGGAAUGAAGCACUGAAUAAGCGUCUUGAAACAGAGGGUCUAGACUUGUAUGAGAUUCUAACUGAGACUGAAAAGCGUGGAUUAACCUUCGACCAGCUGCUUACCAUUCCAGAGCAAGAUGAAUGGAUUUACAGUGAUGGGAAAUCUACAACUUGCGUUGCUUUUAUUUUGGCCAUGUAUAAGGAAGCUGGAGUCUUCGGUCAUGUGGCCGAGUCUAUUCAAGUGACAGAAUUCACGAUUCGAGAUGCCUACAUGCUCAAAAUUUUUGAAAAUAAUAAGACCCGUCUUCCAAAUUGGUGCAACAAUGAGGAUGAAAAUCUCCCUUUCUGCCAGAUUCUUGGCGAGUACCGAAUGGAGUUGCCUCACUACAACACUUUAGAGCCAUAUGCUCACAUGAAUGAGAAUUGUCCUUCCUUGCCUCCAACUUAUGAGAGGCCAAACGGUUGUUAG